CAGUUCCAUGGGGUAUACCGAAGCAAAAACGUUCCUCUAGACUCUUCCCUUGUUUCUGUUAAAAUAUUGUCACUUGUGAUCACCGAUGGCCACAGCAGAACCUGAAGUUCCGGUCACCGAGCAGCCGCCUCCGGCGGAGAAGCUUGUGAAGGAGAAGAAACCCAAAGCUCCAAGGGAGAAGAAGCCGAAGGUUACAAAGGAGAAAAAGCCUAGGCAACUAAAAUCCGCUGCUCAUCCUCCUUACUUCCAGAUGAUAAAAGAGGCGAUUCUGGCUUUGAACGAGAAGAGUGGUUCGAGUCCGUACGCAAUAGCCAAGUACAUGGAAGAGAAGCACAAGGCGGUUCUUCCAGCGAAUUUUCGAAAAAUAUUAGCUCUUCAGCUUAAAAACUCUACUGCGAGAGGCAAACUGAUAAAGAUCAAGGCCUCUUACAAGCUCUCCGAAGCUGGUAAAAAAGCUACGAAAGCUAAAUCAGAGAAGAAAGCGAAGCCAGCUGCGAAGCCGAAGAAAGCAGAGGCUACAAAGAAACCGGCAAAGAGGGUUGGAGCUAAGAAGAAAUCAACUCCUGCAAAACCAAAGCAGCCUAAAUCCAUCAAGUCAGCCUCCGCUAAAAGGGCCAAGAAGACUGCGUAGCACCAAGUUGUAGAAAGUUUUGAAGUUUUUAUAUAUGUAUAUAUAUGAAUGUAUAACGAAAAUAGUUGGAGGUUGUUUGUGCUUUUGAUCUUCUCCAUAGUGGGAGGUUGUUUGUGCUUUUGAUCUGCAAUGGAGAAGAAGCGACUUUCGGAUGUAUGAAAAUCUCUAUAAUAAAUAACAACCCAAUAUUCCAAA
Hibiscus syriacus is the source of this 826-nucleotide messenger RNA. Its product is annotated as histone H1-like. The transcript has 2 exons. Gene Ontology annotation, molecular function: double-stranded DNA binding; nucleosomal DNA binding; structural constituent of chromatin. Bases 86 to 631 code for a protein of 181 amino acids. Gene Ontology annotation, cellular component: nucleus; nucleosome. Gene Ontology annotation, biological process: chromosome condensation; nucleosome assembly; negative regulation of DNA recombination. The record is from RefSeq and is a predicted model, not a curated record. NCBI's taxonomy places the organism in Eukaryota, Viridiplantae, Streptophyta, Magnoliopsida, Malvales, Malvaceae.